ACCCAAAUGAAAGGUUUCAAAGCCCGUUUGCAUGUAGCACGCUGUAACUAUCAUUUAUUCCUGCUAUCCUAUACCCUCGCUUUUAUCGAUGUUUCUGGCAGCAGUCGUCGUGGCAGCAGCAACUACUGUCGCCCUGAUCGCAAUGCGAUUGUGGCAAAUUACACCCGGAUGUCAUUCCAGUAAACCAUUGAAUCGACGAGAAUCAAGUUGCAGAACGCUCAUUUUCCUUGGAUCGGGUGGACACACAGCAGAAAUGAUGGCACUGGUAUCGACGUUGAAUCAAGAGCUUUACACACCACGCUUUUAUCUGGUUGCUGAGUCCGAUACUUUAAGUGAAUCCAAAGCAAAAGCACAAGAUGCUAAAGGUGCUGUGUAUCGACUGCCACGCGCACGUGAGGUUGGCCAAAGCUGGACUAAAGUACCUAUCAGUAUGGCGUGUGCUCUCAUGGUAUCCAUUGGACUGUUUUUACAGACCAUGCCUGAUCUGAUUCUGUGUAACGGCCCAGGAAGCUGCAUUCCAAUAUGUAUGGCGGCGUAUCUUGUCAGGAUUCUCGGUCUCCGACGCGUCCAGAUCGUUUACGUCGAAUCAUUUGCUCGAGUGACAAGGCUAUCGCUGACAGGCAGACUGCUGUACCUCUUUGUCGAUCGAUUCAUUGUCCAGUGGCCAGAACUCGUGCAGAGAUACCCCAAAGCCGAAUACCACGGCAUACUUGUUUGAGAGCAAUGGACGAGUUUGAAGCCAUUAAAAAAUAUCAACAACAAUAACAAAUAUAAAAAGAAGCUCGGCGUUUCAAAAACUU
Molecule: messenger RNA, 800 nt
Organism: Zychaea mexicana
Lineage: Eukaryota; Fungi; Mucoromycota; Mucoromycetes; Mucorales; Lichtheimiaceae
Product: UDP-N-acetylglucosamine transferase subunit alg14
Exons: 5
Coding region: 89-718 (209 amino acids)
Biological process (GO): dolichol-linked oligosaccharide biosynthetic process
Cellular component (GO): UDP-N-acetylglucosamine transferase complex
Source: RefSeq, a predicted model, not a curated record